Messenger RNA from Lathyrus oleraceus (garden pea), 1008 nucleotides. Its product is annotated as two-component response regulator ORR24. Gene Ontology annotation, molecular function: DNA-binding transcription factor activity; DNA binding. The coding region runs from base 1 to 1008 and encodes 335 amino acids. The record is from RefSeq and is a predicted model, not a curated record. The transcript has 3 exons. Lineage: Eukaryota; Viridiplantae; Streptophyta; Magnoliopsida; Fabales; Fabaceae. Gene Ontology annotation, cellular component: nucleus. Gene Ontology annotation, biological process: regulation of DNA-templated transcription.
AUGGCUAAAAGGAAGAAAGAGCAAGAUGAUGAUGAUGACAAUGUCUCUCUGUCACAUAAUAAGAAACCUCGUUGUGUCUGGACUCCUCACCUUCAUGCAAAGUUUCUCCAUGCUGUUCAUUUACUUGGCUUACACGAGGCUGUUCCUAGAAAAAUUGUUGCUUUGAUGAAUGUUGAUGGAAUUACCAGGGAACAUGUUGCAAGCCAUCUCCAGAAAUAUAGACUCAGUAAGAAAAAGGCUAUCCAUAUCCAUCAACAAGAUGACACACUUCCUUCAACCAUGAUUCUGAACCCUACUCAAUCUCAACAAAUCUCCUUUACCAUUCAUCCACAAUCUCAAUCUCAAACCUCGUUUACCAUUCAUCCACAAUCCUACAACUUUCCUGUAAACCAAACCUCAACUUUACUCCUCCCUAACAUGAGUGGAGUCGGCCCUUCAACACUAAUUCGGCCUAUUCAAUAUCAAAGCUCAAGUUUAUUUCCAACUGUUCUUAACCAAUCUGCGACACCGUUCGACUUCCAUGAUAGUAUGGCUGCUAACUGCCCUUCAUUGCUCCAAAUGAAUUCACAUGAUCUUGUUGGAUCUGAUUCUUCUUCAAAAAGCACAAGCAUUUGGGAUUAUGAUUGGCAUACAAAUUACAUGAAAAGUGAACCUCAGUUGCUUCAAUUUCCCAACCAUUAUUUGCCGGUAUUGGAGUCUGACAAAACAAGUGAAAUGCAGACACACAAUGUAGAGCCGUUUAUUGUUGGAUCUGCUGCUUCUUUGGAAGACACAAACAUCCAGGAUUAUAAUUUCUGUUAUGAUAAUAGUCCAGUUGCCUUUUCGGUUGAAGAAACAAAUUCUAAAACUUCAGACUGGGGAUGCCUAGAACAAGAGGAUCUCACAAAUAUGUGGGGAAGCUUAGAACAAGAGGAUUUCAUGAAUGUUUGGAAGUGCUUAGAAGAGGAAGAGGAUGUCACAAAUGCUAUCCAGCCUUUAUGUUAUGAAGCUCCUCAACAAACUUAUUAA